This is a messenger RNA of Labrus mixtus (cuckoo wrasse), 2077 nucleotides long. It is a transcript of the gene csnk1e, whose product is annotated as casein kinase 1, epsilon. The record is from RefSeq and is a predicted model, not a curated record. Gene Ontology annotation, molecular function: ATP binding; protein serine/threonine kinase activity. Gene Ontology annotation, biological process: endocytosis; peptidyl-serine phosphorylation; signal transduction. The coding region runs from base 390 to 1697 and encodes 435 amino acids. Gene Ontology annotation, cellular component: cytoplasm; nucleus. The transcript has 12 exons. Lineage: Eukaryota; Metazoa; Chordata; Actinopteri; Labriformes; Labridae.
GAGAGAGAGAGAGAGAGAGAGACACGGCCACAGAAGAGAGACGAGAGAAGAACCUCAGUGUCUGGUUUUUGGCGUUUUUUCUUAAAACAUCGUGACGCUGAUAAUCUCCCAGAGUCACAGGACUAGGCUCGGUUCGGAUCUGUUGUAUAUUUUGGAGUCUUUUUUUUUUUUUCGUGCGUGGAAGGGAACCGGUCACAAGAGUCGGGGGGUUAUGAGCCGUCCGAAGCCGCGUCGGUGCGUCGCUGUCCAGGGUCCUGAGUGAGACAGAGCCAGCGGAGCAACCACGGAGCCUGACAUCACCCGGCGAGGAGGAGGUCCUUUUGCAGCGCUAGUGGGUCCCAGGUUUAUACGAUGACAGUGUAGAAGCUCUCAGGAUCCUGAGAGGAGAGAUGAGCUGGAUAGACCUGAGAGAGUUGAAAAGCUCUGGAGCCAUGGAGUUGAGGGUGGGGAACAAAUACCGCCUCGGGAGGAAGAUAGGGAGCGGAUCCUUUGGAGACAUUUACCUCGGUUCUAACAUCGCUACAGGAGAGGAAGUAGCAAUCAAACUAGAAUGUGUGAAAACCAAACAUCCACAGCUCCACAUAGAGAGCAAGUUCUACAAGAUGAUGCAGGGCGGAGUGGGAAUCCCGUCUAUCAAAUGGUGUGGAGCAGAAGGCGACUACAACGUCAUGGUUAUGGAGCUGCUGGGCCCCAGUCUGGAGGACCUGUUCAACUUCUGCUCCCGCAAGUUCAGCCUCAAAACAGUCCUGCUGCUGGCCGAUCAAAUGAUCAGCAGGAUUGAAUACAUCCACUCCAAGAACUUCAUCCACAGAGACGUGAAGCCUGACAACUUCCUGAUGGGGCUUGGCAAGAAAGGCAACCUGGUCUACAUUAUUGACUUCGGCCUGGCCAAGAAAUACCGCGACGCCCGAACGCACCAGCACAUCCCCUACCGCGAGAAUAAGAACCUGACCGGCACCGCCCGCUACGCCUCCAUUAACACCCACCUGGGCAUUGAGCAAUCGAGACGAGACGACCUGGAGUCUCUGGGCUAUGUUCUCAUGUACUUCAACCUGGGCUCUCUGCCCUGGCAGGGGCUCAAGGCCGCCACCAAGAGGCAGAAGUAUGAACGCAUCAGUGAGAAGAAAAUGUCCACCCCCAUAGAGGUGCUCUGCAAGGGAUACCCCUCGGAGUUCUCCACCUACCUGAAUUUGUGUCGCUCAUUGCGGUUCGACGACAAGCCAGACUACUCAUAUCUGAGGCAGCUCUUCAGGAACCUUUUCCACAGACAGGGCUUCUCCUACGACUACGUCUUUGAUUGGAACAUGCUGAAGUUUGGUGCCAGCAGAACAACAGAAGAUGGCGAGAGGGAGAGGAGGGAGGGAAAAGAGGGGGAGGAGCGGGCAGGAGGGGGCCAAAGAGGAGCUGGAGGUCGAGCUUUGCCACCUAAUCCGAACCCGUCAGCAGCCAACAGAGUCAGGAACGAGGCGGACGCAGCCCCUUCAAACCCGGCCACACGAGGGGUCCAGCAGUCAGCAGGUAACCGCUCCCCUCAGGCCGGCAGAGCGGAGCGGGCCGAGCGAGAGAGGAAGGUGGCCAUGAGGCUUCACCGCGGGGCCCCCGCCAACGUCUCCUCCUCUGACCUCACCGCACGCCUUGACCAGUCGCGCAUCACUGCAUCACAGGUCAGUGUGCCGUUUGAACAUCUGGCAAAGUGAGUUCCUACUGGCUGGCCUGCAGGUCAGUGACAGCAGCUGCAGGGUAUGAAAUACCCCUUACUUUUCAAACAUAUGAAUGAAAACAUAAGUGAUGGAAGAAGGACAAGUGGAGCAGGAGGAGGCGUUGCGGGCCCUCACAGCGGGGAAACGAGGCCAAUUGUGUGUCUGUCAGUAUGCUGUGUGAACACUGAGGAGAAACCAGCCGGACAAACGGACUUGUUAGCUAGAACUGGUUUGUAUGACUUUUUUGCGGAUGCGGCGUGAAAAAAAGUGGGGGAAACAACACACAGGCCCCGCCCGUUCUUCAUUCAUAUCCACCUGUCCAUCGACUCAGAGGUUCAACUUGCAAAAAAAAAAAAAAAAAGACAAAAUUCACAAAA